CAGUUCUCGCGGUGCUGGCCAGGCUCAGCCUCCUUCCCCUCCCCGGCGAGCGGUGACUGUGCACGGCGGAGCGGGGAGCGCCUAGCCGGCAGCGGGGGGAGCCCGCGGCGCCCCGCACAGCCGGCAGGGAGAGGGGGCCGCCGAGCAGCGGGCACGGCACGGCACGGCUCGGCACGGCCCGUUCCGGCCGCCCUGCCCCAUGCCCCAGCGGCUCUGAGCCUCCCGCAGCCCGAACAUGGCCACCACGGCAACGUGCACCCGCUUCACCGACGAGUACCAGCUCUACGAGGAGCUCGGCAAGGGAGCCUUCUCUGUGGUCCGCAGAUGUGUAAAGAAAAAUUCGUCACAGGAAUAUGCUGCAAAAAUCAUCAACACCAAAAAGCUGUCAGCCAGAGAUCACCAGAAACUGGAACGUGAAGCUCGAAUCUGCCGACUUCUGAAGCAUCCAAAUAUUGUUCGGCUCCAUGACAGUAUUUCAGAAGAAGGUUUCCAUUACCUCGUCUUUGAUCUGGUUACUGGUGGGGAGCUCUUUGAAGAUAUUGUUGCCAGAGAAUACUACAGUGAAGCAGAUGCCAGCCACUGUAUUCAUCAGAUACUGGAGAGUGUGAAUCACAUUCACCAGCAUGAUAUCGUGCACAGGGACUUGAAGCCUGAGAAUUUGCUACUGGCAAGUAAAUGUAAAGGUGCUGCUGUCAAACUGGCUGACUUCGGACUGGCUAUAGAAGUGCAGGGAGAGCAGCAGGCCUGGUUUGGGUUUGCUGGCACUCCAGGCUACCUCUCCCCUGAAGUCUUAAGAAAAGAUCCAUAUGGAAAGCCAGUGGAUAUAUGGGCAUGUGGAGUGAUUCUGUACAUAUUACUAGUGGGGUACCCUCCCUUUUGGGAUGAAGAUCAGCACAAACUCUAUCAGCAGAUCAAAGCCGGAGCCUAUGACUUCCCAUCACCUGAGUGGGACACUGUGACUCCUGAAGCGAAGAAUUUGAUCAACCAGAUGCUGACGAUAAACCCAGCAAAGCGCAUCACAGCUGACCAGGCUCUCAAACAUCCAUGGGUCUGCCAACGAUCUACUGUCGCUUCAAUGAUGCACAGGCAGGAGACUGUGGAAUGCUUGAGGAAGUUCAAUGCUAGAAGGAAGCUGAAGGGCGCAAUCCUCACAACGAUGCUUGUGUCUCGGAAUUUUUCAGCUGCCAAAAGCCUUCUGAACAAGAAAUCAGAUGGAGUGAAGAAAAGGAAGUCGAGCUCCAGUGUGCAUUUGAUGCCACAGAGCAACAACAAAACCAGUAUAGUAAGCACUGCAAAAGAAACACCCCCAGUGCAGACGUCCAUGGAGCCUCAAACAACUGUUGUCCAUAAUGCUACAGAUGGCAUAAAGGGUUCCACAGAGAGCUGUAACACCACUACUGAAGAUGAGGAUCUGAAAGCUCCCCCUCUCUCCACCGGGGACGGCAGCUCAGUGCUUGAAGGACGGAGGCACAGUGAGAGCAAAACACAGACUGAGUCCAUGCAGUCCCAGCUUUCUCUCUGUUUCUCAGCCAUGCGUAAGCAGGAGAUCAUUAAGAUAACAGAGCAGCUGAUAGAAGCCAUCAACAAUGGAGACUUUGAGGCUUAUACAAAAAUCUGUGAUCCUGGUUUGACCUCAUUUGAACCUGAAGCACUGGGGAACCUGGUUGAAGGAAUGGAUUUCCAUAAGUUUUACUUUGAGAACUUACUGUCGAAGAAUAGCAAGCCGAUACACACAACCAUCCUGAACCCUCAUGUCCAUGUCAUCGGUGAAGAUGCUGCCUGCAUUGCAUACAUCCGCCUGACACAGUACAUCGAUGGCCAAGGCCGGCCCCGUACCACGCAGUCUGAAGAGACUCGCGUCUGGCACCGCCGAGAUGGCAAGUGGCUGAAUGUCCACUACCACUGCUCUGGAGCCCCUGCAGCACCUCUCCAGUGAGGAUCAUACAUGGCAACUUGUGGAGAUACACAGCUGGAGGGCAAUAUCUUCUUAGCACGCAGCUCUGGAGUGCCUGAGUGACAGCAACGGUCAUGUCUGUUUUGACAUUAAAAAAAACAAAAACAAAAAACAAAAAAACAAAACAAAUUACAAACAGGCAGCAGCCAAAUGCACGAAACCCUGCAUGCAUCUGAUGCUCCGGGUGCUGCCUUUCUGUUGUUUUCCAUGGAUCCAUCGUGUCUGUUUCUGCUGUACGAAGGUGUUUUUAAAACUAAAAAAGAAAAAAAAAAAAGACAUGUUGUUUGUAUAAAAUAAUAAUAAAAAACAAACAAACAGGAGUAAUGCUAAAUAAAUGACAGAUUAUCCAACAUGCCCCCUCCCCCAGGGCUAAGAAAAUGGCAGCAGCUGGAACAUCUUUCAGAAAUGAAGUGAGGGGGAAAGCAAAAGUGAAGGAGAGAGAGAGAGGGAGAGCAAAAAAAGGAGGCGGCUUGAGCAGCAGAUGGCUGAACUGUGCUCCGCAAAGCCAUGGUGGAAGUUAACAUCGCGUUCAGGCUGUGCUGUGACUUCAAUCAGUGAGCGGUGGCGAGGAGACCCCAGAGGAGCCAGUGUGAAGACUGGGGCGCAAGAGUGAGGAGACGCUUCUCUUCCUAUUGCCCAGCAGACUGACUUCAGCCUGAGUUUCUUCUUAGAUUUCUGCACAGCAAGAACGUUAUGGAAAGCUGGUUGCUCAGCUGCUGGAUCCCAAAACAGACUUUUUUUUAAAGAAAAAACAAAAUGGGAUGUUGAUUAAAAACUAAUGGUGUAAGUAAGGAUUAAAAAAAGUGGGUUUAAGUGAAUAUAACUUAAAUAGAAGCUUGCUCUUCAAAGAUACAGGUUUUAGAAACAGCCACUACCUGGCCAAACAUGGAUGUUUGAAGCCAGCUUAUUUAAUUAAAAAAAAAAAGCGCUAAAGACAGCAUUAAGAGCAGAGGUUUUAGAGGAAGAGGGUACAUGUAUGGGAUUUUCUAUUUUUUUUUUUUUUUCUAGUAGCAUAGUUGGGAUCCACAGUGCUGCAGAACACGUGUUCCUUAGGAAGCAGACAAGAAACUUAGUGUUAUGUUCUUCAUGAAGACUUGCACAUACACUCCUAUAUGAGGCAUAAAUAGCGUGUGUUUUUUAUACUGAAAUAUAUGCACCAUAGAAUUAAAGGGGUUACCUGGCCUCCUGUUUGAUUUGUUUGAUCUCCGAUGAAAAAAGCAGUGGGAGCCAGCAGCCCCAGCCAGGUGCUUGUCCCCACCACUAACCCAUCUGAUGUUUGUAAGUGUCAUGUUUCCUAGUGUUUAUUUGGGUAAUUUUUCUAUUUUUUACAGUGAUGUUGUAACACAGAAAACUAUCAGAUCAGAACCUCAAACCGUAGCUGUAGGACUCCAGGCCACCUCCUGGUGUUGCCUCUGGGUGUUAGAGGAUACCUCAUGAAGCAGAGGGGAAAGGGAAUUAGCACAUGUGAUCUGAUGUUUGUCCUUUGGGCCAAUUCAUCUUCCUUUCUUUUCUUUGCUGGAAAGGGAGUCCAUUUCCUUUAUUCAUUUAUUGAGGAAUAUGGAAUUGUUUUGUUGACCUUACCAAGAACUGAUCCUAGCCCCAAGCAGAAAACUGCCUUUCUGGUGGACCCUUUCAGGAACAGGGUUUGUCUUGACCAAGGGGAAGGACAGAGUUACUCAUUCUUUAUAGCAUCUGGGAUGGGCUUUUACCUGAAUUUCUGUCUACCCCCUAAUUAUUUUUUGGAUCUUUCAAGGCAAUUAAUGUGAUUGUGUUGACAGCAUACAAAAUGUGAGGCAACCUUUUUACAGGCUACGGAACAGAAGAAAGCUAAUUUGAAAUUUUAAUCCUUAUUUAACAGAAUGCAGAAAGUAAAAGCUGUUGCACAAAGUGUGGCUGUCUGCCCCGGUAGCUGUCUGCUCCCUUUGUCAGAGAGGUGCUGUCCCACACCAGGAUUAGAUCAGCUAACCCGUGAGGAAGGAAAAGACCAUCUACACGCCCCAGGUUUGUCAGAGUAAAUACUCUUUUAUUCCUCCCUCCACCAUCCCCGGGAGGACUUGUGGGGCUUGAACCUAUAGGGGGCAAACACUAAAUGUUAUAUUUCAAAACAUUUUAAAGACAGCACUAAGCCAGUGAGUGAAGUGGAAAAACAAGAAGCCUUGAUAUUUUAUUCAGUUUUUUUUUUUUUUUUUUUUAAAGCCACAAAGAGAGAGCAAACAGGAGAUUACAAUUAUGCCAUUUGAAAAAAAAAAUAAAUACAAAACAUUAUGCAUGCCUUCUUUAGGUCUGAUCUUCCUUGUCUCUUUACCUGAUGAUGAUUAAUACGUAAAAAGAAAACCCUCUGUAUUAAGUACCUGCAUCUUUCAGAAAAACUUUAAAAGGAAAAGAACUGUUGGGUU
Molecule: messenger RNA, 4350 nt
Organism: Oxyura jamaicensis (ruddy duck)
Lineage: Eukaryota; Metazoa; Chordata; Aves; Anseriformes; Anatidae
Gene: CAMK2G
Product: calcium/calmodulin dependent protein kinase II gamma
Exons: 22
Coding region: 236-1936 (566 amino acids)
Biological process (GO): protein phosphorylation
Cellular component (GO): neuron projection; cytoplasm
Molecular function (GO): calcium/calmodulin-dependent protein kinase activity; calmodulin binding; ATP binding
Source: RefSeq, a predicted model, not a curated record